Chanos chanos (milkfish) is the source of this 3957-nucleotide messenger RNA. It is a transcript of the gene pcdh7a, whose product is annotated as protocadherin 7a. NCBI's taxonomy places the organism in Eukaryota, Metazoa, Chordata, Actinopteri, Gonorynchiformes, Chanidae. The transcript has 4 exons. Gene Ontology annotation, molecular function: calcium ion binding. The record is from RefSeq and is a predicted model, not a curated record. Gene Ontology annotation, biological process: homophilic cell-cell adhesion. The coding region runs from base 1 to 3957 and encodes 1318 amino acids. Gene Ontology annotation, cellular component: plasma membrane.
AUGGGGAGCAGGAACCUUGGCGCAGUGCACUCAGCACGCUGCUGUUACCUCGUGCUCAUCCUACAGCUGCUGACUCAGCUCCCGCGCGCCAACUCAGCUCUGCGCUAUCGGGUGGCAGAGGAAGGGCCGGCAGACGUGCAUAUCGGGAACGUGGCCGCGGACCUCGGCCUGUCCACCUCCGGGAUCGGCACUGGUGAUGUCACUUUUGCGCUGGAGUCAGGUUCAGACUACUUUAAGAUUGACAAUGUGACUGGUGAACUGACCACGGGGGGAAGGCGCAUUGACCGCGAGAAGCUGCCACAGUGCCAGAUGAUAUUUGAUGAAAACGAGUGCUUCUUAGACUUUGAAGUAUCUGUGAUUGGACCACUGCAGAGCUGGGUGGAUCUGUUUGAAGGACGCAUUGUGAUUACAGAUAUUAAUGACAACACACCCUCUUUUCCCUCCCCUGUUCUCACACUGUCUGUUGAAGAGAAUCGACCAAUCGGCACUCUGUACCUCCUUCCCACUGCCACAGAUCGUGACUUUGGCCGAAACGGCAUCGACCGUUAUGAGCUCAUUCAGGACAGCAGAGAUAUGGGGUCACCACGGCGGCCAGCUGGAGGCCCCGUUGGCAGAGAAAACGGUGGGGACAGAAGGCGAGUGUCAGAGUCAGCUCCAGGAGGAGGAGGGGCUAGGAGCAGUGUGUUUGAGCUACAGGUGGCAGACACACCUGACGGUGAGAAGCAGCCACAGCUGAUAGUUAAAGGCUCUUUGGACAGGGAGGCACGGGACUCCUACGAACUGGUCUUACGUGUACGGGACGGAGGAAAUCCACCGCGCUCCUCACAGGCACUACUGCGAGUCGCCAUAACUGACGUCAAUGACAACAGCCCGCGCUUCGAGAGGGCCGUGUACGAGGCCGAGAUGGCCGAAAACACGCCGCCCGGCACGCCUGUCCUUCAGGUGCGUGCUACAGACCGGGACAUUGGCGUGAACGGCCAAGUGGAGUACGUGUUUGGAGCAGCUACGGAGUCAGUGCGGCGCCUCCUGCGUCUGGAUGAAGCGUCUGGUUGGCUGAGCGUGCUGCAUCGAAUUGACCGGGAGGAGGUAGCGCAGCUGCGUUUCACCGUCACGGCCCGGGACCGCGGCCAGCCGCCGCGCACCGACCGCGCCGCAGUCGUCCUGUCAGUGAGAGACGAAAAUGACAACGUGCCCGUGGUGGAAAUCCGCAAGAUCGGACGCAUACCCGUGCGGGACGGAGCUGCCAUGGUCCCUGAGAAUGUUCUGGUAGACACACCUGUGGCACUAGUGCAGGUUUCAGAUCGUGACCAAGGUGAGAAUGGGGCGGUGACGUGUACUGUGGUAGGGGACGUCCCGUUCACAUUAAAGCCAGCUGGGGAGACUGCACUUGCCCCUCCUCCGGCUGCUGAUGAGGCCUUUGACCGGAACAGGAAGAAGUAUUUUCUACACACCUCAGCUCUUUUGGACUAUGAAACAACCCGUGACUACAGCGUCACCAUUGUUGCCGUGGAUUCCGGAAGUCCCAGUCUUUCCAGCAACAGUUCCCUGACAGUUCGUGUAGUGGACGUUAAUGAUCACGCACCUGCCUUUGCCCAGAGCCUAGUGGAGGUGCACUUUGCUGAAAAUAACGCCCCAGGAGAGAGGGUGGUCACUGUUGUGGCCGCUGAUGCCGACAGUGGUAAAAAUGCGGAGAUCUCCUACUCGCUGGAUCCCUCUGUUAAUGGGGCCUUUUACAUAGAUGCAGACAGUGGAGACAUCCGUGCCGCGGCGGCGUUAGACAGGGAGCAGAGGGAGAGGUAUGAAUUUCGGGUGAUUGCACGGGACAAAGGUACGCCUUCUCUUCAAGGCUCCGCCACAGUAGUGGUCCAGGUAACAGACAGAAAUGACAACGCGCCGAAAUUCGUUCAAGAGGUCUUCACUUUCUAUGUCAAAGAGAACCUGUUAGCCAAUAGUCCUGUUGGCAUGGUGACGGUUACCGAUGAUGAUGAAGGAGAAAACGCAGAGCUUAGCCUGUUCGUGGAGGAGGGUGAAGAAGAUGAUGGAGAGGGAGGUCAGAACGAGAAGGAGGAGGUGUUCUCUAUCGAAAACAACACUGGCACCAUUUUCUCCUCGGCAUCCUUUGACCGCGAGCGCCAGAGCGCGUACACCUUCAGGGUUCGAGCCGUCGAUGGCGGUGAUCCACCGCGAUCCGCCACAGCCACCGUGUCCCUGUUUGUCACGGAUGAGAAUGACAACGCCCCGUCCAUCACUGGCCCAGCCAAUGAGUCAUACACGCUCCUGCCUCCUGCCAGCGGGGCUCGCACCGUCGUCCGCACGGUCACGGCCUCUGAUAACGACGCCGGCUCCAACGCAGACCUCCGCUUCACCCUCGUCGGUGGCAACCCGUUCCGGCUGUUCGAGAUUGGUUCCAGCAGCGGGGUCAUCACCUUGGCCGAGCCCCUGGAGAGGCGGCACCGCGGCCUCCACCGCCUGGUGGUGCGAGUGAAUGACAGUGGGGUGCCCUCUCUCUGUGCAACGGCGCUGGUUCACGUCUUCAUCAAUGACAGUCUGGUGAACGCCACCCUGGUGGACGCACAGGUGGCCCGUAGCCUGGCAGCCCCCCUGUCCCUGGACAUAGCCGGCGACCCAGACAGCGAGCGUGCCCUGGGGAAGCAGCGGCUCAGCGUGGCGAUCGGCGUGCUGGCGGGAGCGGCGGCUGUCAUCCUGGUCAUCCUGCUGGUGGUGACGGCCAGGCAGUGCGGAGCUCAAGGUAAGAAUGGCUACGAGGCUGGGAAGAAAGAGCCGGAAGAGGACUUCUUCAGUCCGCAGCCGCCCCAGCCCCAGCCGCAGCGAGACCGCGGCCGCAAGCCGCGCCGCGACAAACGCAACGGCGGCUCCAAAGCCGAGCGCUCGCCCUACGGCGGCAUCCUGACGGUAAACGGGCACCGGCACGACGAGGAAGAUGAGGAUGAGGAGGCUAGCAUGGCCAGCGAGAGGAUCGCCGCUCGGUACUGCGCGGCUGCCAACGGCGACCCCAGCAGCCCCCGGCUCGGCAACCGCCGGCACCAGUCCAGCCCUGAUCUGGCCCGUCACUACAAGUCCAGCUCCCCCCUGCCAGCCGUGCAUCUGCAGCCAAACUCGCCGCCCGCCGAGGGCAAGAAACACCAGGCCGUCCAGGAGCUGCCACCAACCAACACCUUCACCGGAAACGGCAAUGCAGAUGCCAUGUCACUGGGCUCUGACCAGUGCUCUGACUACGGCUGCCAGACCACCAACAAAUACAACAAGCAGCAAACCCUGAGGCGUGUCACAUUCUCGGUCGUCAGUCAGCCCCAGGACCAGGGUUGUUAUGACAGCGGUCUGGAGGACUCUGAGACUCCCAGCAGUAAGAGUUCAUCUGGACCACGGCUGGGCGCACUCCCCCUGCCCGAGGACGGUUACGAAAGGACCACCCCGGAGGGCAGUGUGGGAGAGGAGGAACAUGUAGAGAAUGAUUCCAGGCAGCUGCCUGAUGUGGCCCUGACAGGGAAGUGCACGCGAGAGUGUGAUGAGUUUGGCCACUCUGACACAUGCUGGAUGCCUGUACCACCAUCUCCACGGAGACACCAUGGCAGCGAACCCCCAAAGCUGUCCACAUUUGCAUCUCCCGGUGACAAUAAUAACAACAAUGAAGAUGACAGUGAGCAGGAUGACGAGGGCUCGGAGCAUGGAGGCGACGCGCGGGACACGCUGGCCAAUGGCGAUCCGCUCGGAACGCUGACCGGUGACCGCAACAGGAACAUGGGAGAUCACAAUCGGAACCUUUUGAAUCGUAAAAUGACAUCAGCUUCUUACGACACGUUCAGUAGCGCUGGCUUCGGAAGACGUCAUGAGGAGGAAGACUCACACCCCCCUGAGGUCAUACCGCUCACACGGACAGGAGGCGACUACAAAACGACGUCCUGCCUCACGCUCUCCCGCAGGGAGGUGUACUUGUGA